Messenger RNA from Volvox carteri f. nagariensis, 1020 nucleotides. RefSeq lists its product as uncharacterized. Lineage: Eukaryota; Viridiplantae; Chlorophyta; Chlorophyceae; Chlamydomonadales; Volvocaceae. The transcript has 2 exons. Bases 1 to 546 code for a protein of 181 amino acids. The record is from RefSeq and is a predicted model, not a curated record.
AUGAGUUUCCGUAAGGAGAUCAGGGACUCCGCCUCGGGCAAGCUGCCGGACAUUCAUAGGGCUACCUGGAAGGCCAAGCACCGUGUCUUCAAGGAGGCUACUAGGAAGGCCGCUAUUCAGGAGACCGAAAUGGAAAAUAUGCGGAGGAGGAUUAAGGCCACCCUGUCCAACCCACGCGGCUUGUGGACAUGGCUGCGUGGGGGAAAACCGCCUCCUUGCUGGAUCUCAGAUAUUAAUGCUUUUACCGAGCAUUUUUCCAAGGUGCUUAAUGGUGCGGGAAACGCGAGGCAAGGCUGCAACGAGGGUAUCCAGUUUAAAUGGCAGGAUGAGGACCGGGUGAUGCACCGACAGGAAUUAGUUGCUUGGCUUAACAAGGAUUUUACGGAGGGCGAAAUUGUUAGCGGUCUCAAGGCUAUGCGCAACAUAGCCUGUCCGCGGGCCUGGAGGGAACCCCGGCCGAGUAUUAUAGCAGUGCUGGGUGACGAGGACGGUGCUGGUGCUGGUGACAGCGAGGGUGAGGGCGCCAGCAUCCUUGUCAUUGUGUAGGUGGUUGACGAUGACCUUCGGUAUGUCGCUUUUUCCUCAGAGCACCUAAGGCCUGCGUUUUACGGAAGAUUUGAACCCGUAAGGUGUGUAUAGGGCUUAGCCCUGUCAAAGGAAGCCCUCCAUGAUAGUAGUUCGGUGGCGCCCUUGUUCGGGCCGCAGUUCCUCCUGUGAGCAAACAUGACUCAAAGCAUCUUAGACACUCAAGAAGAGCUUCAAGAUCCAUAACGCUGUAUCAAUAGCUCGUGGCACUUCCGCCAUGAGCAGAAUACGUCAAUCGCCCGCUUUGCACAUAAGCAAAAAUGGAGCAGCGGCCUUCAUGAUGACUUGAUAUGUUGUUUUCAAGGGCUUGCACGGAGGGAUAUUGCUUCCGGGGACGUAACCAGGUGCAGAGGAACGGGGGUGGACGUGAUAAUGCAGUGAUAUACAGCUAUAAUAUAAAAGUUUAAAAGGCUAACUGUCGACAAAAUGAGUUCG